This is a messenger RNA of Stylonychia lemnae, 753 nucleotides long. NCBI's taxonomy places the organism in Eukaryota, Ciliophora, Spirotrichea, Sporadotrichida, Oxytrichidae. The record is from the annotation of a GenBank genome assembly.
AUGCAGUAAUAAUAAGAGCAAAGGCGACAGUCUUUAGGAUUUGAUGGAAAAAGCUAGGGUGGUUAAGGUCAGGCAUUUGAACCUAACUAGCAAACUCUCAUGCUUGAGUUGUAAAACAUUGCCAUAUUAAUUUAAUUGAUGUUUUAGUAAGAUGCUGUAGAAAUAUUGUCCUAUUGGUAUUUUGGCAUGGUGUGUAUUUUGUCAAGUAGGGACUCUAUUCAGGAGGAAUAUUCAGAUUCAAGAUAGAGUUUCCUCCACUUUAUCCUAAGUGGAGACCAAUAGCCUCUUUCACAACUACCUAGGUUUACCAUCCACUCGUCAACUUUAGUUCAUAAGAAAUAAAUUUAGAUGUAUUUUCUAUAUUUUUGUUAAAACUUGUAGUUUGAAUUUAAAGAAUGGAUUCCAGGUAAGCAUUGGGUCAUCAACAUUCUCUUAUACAUCAAAAAACUAUUUCAUCUUGAAUAAAUGUUUAGUCUUCAAGAUUAAGAUGUCCUCCCCUCAAAUAAAGAAGCUUACGCAAAUUACUAGAAUAACUUUUAGGAAUUCAUAAAUCAAAGCAAGGCAUGUGUUCAGAAAUCAUAAGAUAAUAAAUUUAAGAACCCUGCUUCAAGUAUGCUAUAGUUUACUUCUUAUCUACCUGUUCAUGACAAAAUUUUGGAUCAAAUAAAAUAACAAGCCAAAACAAGCAAAGAAACAUUAAAGAAUUGGUUUUUCCAUAAUCUUAAGGAAGUCUCAAACAAUCAUAAUAAUUGA